Gekko japonicus is the source of this 735-nucleotide messenger RNA. RefSeq names its product G0/G1 switch protein 2-like. The record is from RefSeq and is a predicted model, not a curated record. Gene Ontology annotation, cellular component: mitochondrion. Lineage: Eukaryota; Metazoa; Chordata; Lepidosauria; Squamata; Gekkonidae. Bases 92 to 412 code for a protein of 106 amino acids. Gene Ontology annotation, biological process: positive regulation of extrinsic apoptotic signaling pathway. The transcript has 2 exons.
CCGGAGAAAGCCGACUGGUUGCUGAAAAGUCCUGAGCGCCGCAGACGAUUGCUCUCUGGUUUUUUGACUUCGGUCUGACUACAGCUAAACCAUGGAGACCAUGCAGGAACUGAUCCCCUUUGCCAAAGAGAUGCUGAGCCAGAAGCCAAAUCGGAAGAUGGUCAAAAUGUACAUGCUGGGAAGCAUGCUGGCUUUUGUCGGGGUGGUUAUUGGCCUGGUGGAGAGCGUCUGCAGCCCUUUCACCUCUGAGGGGAAGCUGGAGGACGAGGAGGUAGAGGAAGAGGAAAAGAAGGGAUCUGCUUCCCUGGCCCAAGAGGCAGUUGUUCUCCCACAACAGGAGGAAGUAGUCUUGGAAAAGAGCAAGCAGGCUCUGGCCCUGAGGAAUUCGGUGAACAGGCAGCGUGCAUCGUAAGACCAUCCAAAGAAAUCCUAAAGACUGUCUGAGUGAGUGAGGACUUGUGACCUGCAGAAUGCCAACACGAGCUCACCUGCUUUGUACAGAAGCCAGGAGAUUAGAACGCAGUCCUGUAUCUGUAGGAGAAACUGCACACUUAAAUGGACUCUGAACAAGACUCUUUAUUUUGCUGCUGUGCAGCAGUCGGACACAGCCUUUGAAAUCUAUGUACCUGUUCUGUUGGUAUGAAUAUGUGAAGCUUGUAGCAUCUUGUACUUCCCCGUAUGGGGUUAUUUUUUAUUAUGAUUUUACAUGCAUUUUACACUACAUUUUAAAUAAAA